CGCGUCAGGAAGAUGGCGUUGCGUCUGCUGUGGAGAGCUCUCCAUGGAACGGCGGCGGCGGCGCUGCCGAGGCUGAAACCAUUUCUGGCAGCUGAUGUGCCCAGGCUUGGAUAUAGUUCGUCAUCCAAUCACAGGUACAUUCCCCGGAGGGCAGUGCUCUAUGUACCUGGAAAUGAUGAAAAGAAAAUAAAGAAGAUUCCCUCCCUGAAUGUAGAUUGUGCAGUGCUCGACUGUGAGGAUGGUGUGGCUAUGAACAAAAAGAAUGAAGCUCGACUGAGAAUAGUAAAAACGCUUGAAGACUUUGAUCUGGGCCCAACCGAAAAGUGUGUGAGAGUCAACUCGGUGUCCAGCGGUCUGGCCGAAGAGGACCUGGAGACCCUCCUUCAGUCCCGGGUCCUUCCCUCUAGCCUGAUGCUGCCCAAGGUGGAAAGUCCUGAAGAAAUCCAGUGGUUUUCAGACAAAUUUUCCUUCUACUUAAAAGGCCGAAAACUUGAACAACCUAUGAAUUUAAUCCCUUUUGUGGAAACUGCAAUGGGUUUGCUCAAUUUUAAGGCCGUGUGUGAAGAAGCACUAAAGACCGGACCUCAAGUGGGUCUUUUUCUAGAUGCAGUCAUUUUUGGAGGAGAAGACUUUCGAGCCAGCAUAGGUGCAACAAGUAGUAAAGAAACCCAAGAUAUUCUGUAUGCCCGACAGAAGAUUAUCGUUACAGCGAAGGCCUUUGGUCUGCAGGCCAUAGAUCUGGUGUACAUCGACUUUCGAGAUGGAGAGGGGCUCCUCAAGCAGUCAAGGGAAGGAGCUGCAAUGGGAUUUACCGGUAAGCAGGUGAUACACCCUAACCAAAUUGCCGUGGUGCAGGAAGAGUUUUCUCCUUCCCCUGAAAAAAUUAAGUGGGCUGAAGAACUAAUCGCUGCCUUUAAAGAACAUCAACAAUUAGGAAAGGGAGCCUUUACUUUCCAAGGGAGUAUGAUCGACAUGCCAUUACUGAAGCAAGCCCAGAACAUUGUUACGCUUGCCACAUCCAUCAAGGAAAAAUGAUCUGUUAAAUGAAGCUCUCAUCAGUAGGCUCCACGCCCAACGUGGGGCUUGAACUUACAACCCCGAGAUCAAGAGUCACACGCUCCACGGACGGAGCCAGCCAGGGGGCCCUGAAACCUCGUUUUCAGUAACUGCCUCCCUCAGACACAGUCCCGGACCCAGCAAAGGUAUUUGAGCUCAUCACAACUGAAACAACCAGUCAUCAGACGCAGUCAGGAAACUCCACCACCAGGCAAAUGCCACCUUGAAGUGGGCCUCCGUGGCCCCCUGGCUCCUGUAGGCCCUGGAUCACCCCCUAGAUGUAACAUUUUGCGUGACUGCCCACUGAGGACUGGUCUAAGUGGCUGGAGAAUGUCUUGGGUGGUCUAAAGGUAGGAAUCCAGUGGAGGGAGGAGGGAGCAGGAUGUAGCCCUCGAGGACAGAGGGGGCACUCACCAAGCUCUGUUAGCUCUCUGGGCCUCCUCUUGGCUCCAGCCUCACUGCUUCAGCCCCUCCUCCGUCGCCUUUAUUCUCUGUCUCCUCGCUCCUCUCUGGUCUCUGUGUCUGCUCUUGGUCUGCUUCUAUUUCGCUUUUCCUUAUAGUCUUUCUUUCCUACCUCCCCUUGCCGUUCCAAAUGCAAAAUCAACAAAUGUAGCAGAGAAAACAAAACGGGGUAACAAUUCUUUUUCUAAUUCCGUGUCCAUGUUUUGGAAGUAAAUCUAGCAUCCUAAAUCGGGAGCUGCUUGCAGGAUGCUCCAUAGCCUUUCAUUUACUGUGAACUUGGCACAGGAAGUUUAUUAGCCCAUUUUACUGCAGAGAGCCCGAGUGCAGGGGACAGCUAAUAUUGUACUUUGGGAAUCAAAGUAGAAAUGCCAAUGAGGCUGCUAAUUAUUCAGUAAAUUAAAUAUUGCUGCCAAAACUGCUAUUCCUAAUGUCCUGCAUUUGAUCUUGCUGUCCUAAUGCAAAGGCAACAUUCAGAUUCUAUUUAAGCAAUAAAGAUGA
Molecule: messenger RNA, 2016 nt
Organism: Callorhinus ursinus (northern fur seal)
Lineage: Eukaryota; Metazoa; Chordata; Mammalia; Carnivora; Otariidae
Gene: CLYBL
Product: citramalyl-CoA lyase
Biological process (GO): regulation of cobalamin catabolic process
Molecular function (GO): (S)-citramalyl-CoA lyase activity
Source: RefSeq, a predicted model, not a curated record